This is a messenger RNA of Fulvia fulva, 474 nucleotides long. RefSeq lists its product as uncharacterized. The record is from RefSeq and is a predicted model, not a curated record. Gene Ontology annotation, molecular function: DNA-binding transcription factor activity. Gene Ontology annotation, biological process: regulation of DNA-templated transcription. Lineage: Eukaryota; Fungi; Ascomycota; Dothideomycetes; Mycosphaerellales; Mycosphaerellaceae. The transcript has 3 exons. Bases 1 to 474 code for a protein of 157 amino acids.
AUGAAGCCAGCGUUGAAGCAGAAAGGCAUCACUGAGAAACGGAGAGCGCAGAAUCGAGCUGCUCAGCGGGCUUAUCGUAACAGGCAGCAAGAAUGUACCAGUUCACGGCGGGGUUCAGAGACAAAGGCCGAGUCUCUUGCCGUCGAUUGUUCCUCCUGUCUUCAGACUUCACACAUGAGCUGCGGCCCGCCAUCUGUCAAUGACUGGCAGAACUCACUGCCUACUCCGGGAAGCGAUGGUGCCAUGAGCCUCGUACCACGGACACAAGUCACACCACUCCAUUGGAACACUAUACCGGAGCCGACACAAUUGGAUUGCAACUGGCUAUCACUGGGUGAACCAUACCAAAGCCCCAACGCCCUGCACAACACACUCUCCUUCAAAGACCCCGAUACCAGCUUUGAUCAUGUGUGGCGCAGGCCGCGCUCGUACUCCCUCAAGACAGCUCUACAUCUAGCCGCAGAGAAAGGCUAA